Sphaeroforma arctica JP610 is the source of this 1320-nucleotide messenger RNA. RefSeq names its product N-alpha-acetyltransferase 20, NatB catalytic subunit. NCBI's taxonomy places the organism in Eukaryota, Ichthyosporea, Ichthyophonida. The coding region runs from base 161 to 697 and encodes 178 amino acids. Gene Ontology annotation, biological process: N-terminal peptidyl-methionine acetylation. Gene Ontology annotation, molecular function: protein-N-terminal amino-acid acetyltransferase activity. Gene Ontology annotation, cellular component: NatB complex. The transcript is spliced from 5 exons. The record is from RefSeq and is a predicted model, not a curated record.
AAUUGUUUGAGCCUUGAAUCUAUUAAGCACAUUUAUCACACAUUUAUAUUUUAGUUGACUUGCUUCCAUACGAAAUAGAAUCAGACUUAGACUGUGUCAGCUGCUUCUCCCUUUGCUCCAGUACUGAUCACCUCCUAUACUAUUCCUAUACAGUACAAUCAUGACAGAGGUCAGGCGCUUCGUCUGUGACGACAUGUUCCGCUUCAAUACCGUCAAUCUUGAUCCUCUGACUGAGACGUAUAACCUCGGUUUCUACCUACAAUACUUGGCUGUGUGGCCAAAUUACUUCUCUGUUUGCGAGUCCUCGUCUGGAGAAUUGAUGGGAUAUGUCAUGGGCAAAGCCGAAGGAAGAGGCGAAGAAUGGCAUGGCCAUGUCACGUGUCUCACCGUCACACCCACAUACCGUCGAUUGGGGCUGGCCAAUCAGAUGAUGGAUCUACUGGAGAGAGUCUCGGAACACAUAUACGAUGGAUACUUCGUAGAUUUAUUCGUGCGGAAAUCCAAUGAAGUGGCGAUAGGGAUGUAUCGUAAGCUAGGAUACACAGUCUAUCGGCGAGUCUUAGGCUACUAUUCGGCGUCAGUAGAUGCGGAUGAAGAAGAUGCUUAUGAUAUGCGGAAGGCCUUACCGAGGGACGUGACGAAAAAAUCAGUCAUCCCACUCGAUCAUCCAGUAUUACCUGAAGAUGUGUAUAGUUGAGAUGCACCCGAGGAUAUACCUUACUAGCAAGUAUCCCCGAGUCGGGCAGUCAGGCUUGGAACGAGCUGACAUAGUUCUAUCCUGGAGGCAUCGACUGCGCUUCAUAGCCUCCAACGAUGAUUGAUCGAAUAUGUAGAACCCCAACUCUAGAGUGUGGAAAUAGAGCACGGUAUGCCUGGGUCUUAGCUUAAGUAGCGCCGCGGAGUCCUCUGGGUUACAGUACAACGGAAUGCGCUUGUUGAAUCGCUUAUAUGGGAGUGCAGAAGUGGCCCAGGAAGUAUUAAAAUUGCAUAGUGCCACUUGUGUUUAUGACACUACUUUCCCUUGCUGUCCAAUGACCGUAUGUGAACCAUAUUGCGAUUUUAUUUUUGACAUCCGAAUUUUCUCACCCAUUCUUUUUAUGAACUAAAUUCUAUCAACAUACACAACUGAGAAUCGCCAUUAUAUGCACUAAUAUUUACCUACAUCCAACUGAUUAUCUCCUUUAUAUACACUAAAUUAUCUAAAUACAACUAGUUAUCUCCUUUAUAUACACUAAUAUUAAUCUAUAUCCAGCUAAUUAUCUUUCCAGCUUACGCCUUGACCUUCUUCGCCACGGUCCCUUCAAUGCCCGAUUCCCUCUU